UUUUCUCAAACAAUCAGCAAUUUCGCUCAUGCCAUAACUUGGGUUUUCUUUAAAUCCAAGUCUUUGCCGGAUUUCCCUGCAAAUUUUCUCUAACACCUUCAAAUUCCUCACCUUUUUUCAUCCAAAUUCAAGCUCUCUGCUCCUACUCUGUUUUUACAAACGCCUCUGGCAUUUUUUUUUUUCUUUUUCACCUUCUUAUUUUGCAUACCAACAUGUCUUCAACAUCAAGCACUGUCUGUCAUCAAGUGCUGAAAUCAUGCCUCGAGCCUCUUGUUCACCUCAAACUGAAUCCACCGGGGUCAAAUUUCCUCCCCGAAUCUCCAGAGAAAACAUCCCACCUCGAAAAAAUUGAUAACUUGAACUUGAUCAACAAGAAGGACAACAAGGAAGUUGAAGUAGCUGGCUGGAGCUUCCUCCAGUCUCUGGCCAACCCAACUCAAACCGCCAAAAGAGAAAGCGAAGCAGAGAAAGUCUAUGUCCACCCGCUCGCUAAGCGCUCUGCUUCAGUGCUCAGUCCAAGAAGCUUGGAAAUGUGCACUGAAAGCUUAGGUAACGAGACGGGUAGCGAAAAUGGUGGCGACAAGCUCUCUCUUUUGUUACACAAGAUUGAAAGUCCUUUGCUCUCACUAGGAAGUAGUGGGGAGGUUAACCCUAACCCUAGAUGUUCUACUACUACUAUUACAACAAGUGAGAGUCCAAAAAUACUGGGUGACAACAAUGUUCAAGCUACACCAAAGAGAUUGAAAAGUGGUAGUGCAACUACUACAAAUUUCCCUCCUCCUUUGACAUCCAUCAGUGGCUCCAACGGUGUCCAAGUGACGCCUCACCGGGAAGGCGGGCGGCUGGUUUUGAAAGCUGUCACUGUAGUCUCCCCUCCCACCGCCAAUUUCCAGGCGGAGCGCGGUGAUGGGAGGCUCAGGCUUACAUUGCUGAAGGACAUUUCAUCCCCUAACUGUGACAUUAUUGAAGAAGUUGGGCUUGAAGAAGUUGAAGAAGAUGACGAGUUUAAAAUCGAGGCGAAAAACGAAGAAAAUGGUGGUGAAGUUGAAGCUGAGGAGAUUGAUGGGAAGGUUGAAAAUGUUGAAACAGAGGAGAUGCAGGGGGAUACUGUAAGUGUUGAAACAGAGGAGGUGGAGGGGAAGAAUGAACACGUUGAAAAUGAGGAUAUGGAGGGGAAUAGUGGAAAUGUUGGGGGUGAAAAGGGGAUGGAAAAGAAGCUCCCAAGGCCAAGCAGAUGUAAGGAAGGUGGGCGUGGAAACAAGAAGAUGGUCAUGAAUUGGCCGGAGUCCUUUUGGGUUGCCACUUAAGCCCUUUUCCUCUGUUUCUGUCCCUAAAAAAUCACUAUGAUUAUAUUUUCACUAUUUUUUUUUAGAAUUUUUAGUCAUUGAAAUUUGAAGUUCCGUAGCUUCGAAUUUCAAAUUAUGCUAAUGUUGUUAUUAUCGUUGUCAGA
Molecule: messenger RNA, 1450 nt
Organism: Pyrus x bretschneideri (Chinese white pear)
Lineage: Eukaryota; Viridiplantae; Streptophyta; Magnoliopsida; Rosales; Rosaceae
Product: protein FANTASTIC FOUR 1
Exons: 1
Coding region: 213-1307 (364 amino acids)
Source: RefSeq, a predicted model, not a curated record